UUAUAGUUUUGUAACUUUUCACUCAGAUUCAGUACCAUUCCAUAAAGGCGAUGGUGGCGAGGCACAGUUAUUACGUGGCAUUCAAAUAGUAACAAAAAAUUUGCAUCCGGUCGGGAAUCUCGAAGCGGCAUGUAGGAGAAAACAUUUUAGAUCGCAAGGUACGCUAUCUGAUUUGUUGAGGAAUCCGAAACCGUGGUCAAAAUUGAAAAGCGGACGUGAAACAUUUAGACGAAUGGCAAAGUGGCUGCAGGAACCGGAAUUGCAAAGGAUGGCAGCACUUCGACUUGCGGGUAUGAGGUGUUUGUUUCAUCUUCACUGCGAUACUCCUUAAAA
Gongylonema pulchrum is the source of this 333-nucleotide messenger RNA. NCBI's taxonomy places the organism in Eukaryota, Metazoa, Nematoda, Chromadorea, Rhabditida, Gongylonematidae. The record is from the annotation of a GenBank genome assembly.